AUGUUAUCUAGAGGUAAUAUUAUUCUAAACAAAAAUAUUCAAGCAUCUUGGAUUAUUAAAUCAUAUUCUACUGUCAUUGAUUUAAAAACAAUUUUAAAAGAACAAAUACCAAUUCGUAAAAAUGAAAUUCAAAAAAUUAAAAAAAAUUAUGGGAAUAAAAAAAUUGAUGAAAUUACAAUCAAUUCUUUACUUGGUGGUAUGAGAGGUAACAGAUCCAUGUUUUGGAGAAGUACUUCCUUAGAUCCAAACUUGGGUAUUAAAUUCCAUGGGUUAACCAUUGAGGAUUGUCAAAAAAAUUUACCAAAAUUACCAAACACAUAUGGACAAGAUGAAAAAAUAUUUUUGCCAGAAACAAUGCUUUGGCUUUUGAUAACAGGUGAAGUACCAACAGUGGAACAGGCAAUGAUUUUAAAAGUGGAAUUGGCAAAAAGAGGUAGAAAAUUACCCGAUUAUGUAGAUAAAGUAAUGUCAACCUUACCCAAAGAUUUGCAUCCAAUGACACAAUUCGCCAUUGGUAUCGCUACAUUAAACAAAGAUUCCCAGUUUAGAGAAAAUUAUGAAAAGGGGUCUAUUGGAAAAGCUGAUUAUUGGGAAUCCACUUAUGAAGAUACGUUAAAUCUAAUAGCAUUAUUGCCUCAAUUAGCAGGGAAAGUAUAUUCUAAUAGUUAUAAUAACGGUCAACCAUUAGGCCAAUUUAAUGAAAAUGAAGAUUGGUCCUAUAAUAUUUGUUCCUUAUUAGGAAUGACAAAUACAAGUGAUUCUAUGAAUAUACAAAAUUUUGAUGAUAAGAAGUCACAAGAUUUUGUAAAUUUGAUGAGAUUAUACACAGGUAUUCAUGUAGAUCAUGAAGGAGGUAACGUCUCUGCUCAUGCCACUCAUUUAGUAGGAAGUGCAUUGAGUGAUGCUUAUUUAAGUUAUUCCUCAGGGAUAAUGGGUCUUGCAGGUCCAUUACAUGGGCUAGCUGCACAAGAAGUGGUUCGUUUCUUAAUUGCAAUGAAUUCAAAUAUAUCUUCCCCCAAUGAUAAAAAAUCAAUUAAAGAUUAUUUAUGGUCACUUUUGAAUUCACAUAAGGUAAUUCCUGGUUAUGGUCAUGCAGUUUUAAGACAAACUGAUCCUCGCUGGACAGCAAUGGUAGAUUUUGCAAAACGUCAUCCAGAAGAAUUUGAAAAUGAUAAGAAUGUUAUGUUAAUGCAAAAUUUGGUAAAUAUUGCACCGGGAGUUUUGAAAGAACAUGGAAAGACAGCAAAUCCAUACCCAAAUGUAGAUGCUGCUUCAGGAAUUCUGUUCUAUCACUAUGGUGUGAGAGAAUUACUAUUUUUUACUGUUAUAUUUGGUUGUUCAAGAGCUUUAGGGCCACUUUCCCAAUUGGUUUGGGAUAGAGGUUUAGGGUUACCUAUUGAGAGACCAAAGAGUUUAGAUUUGAAAUCGUUGAAGGAAUAUUGUGACUAA
This is a messenger RNA of Henningerozyma blattae CBS 6284, 1449 nucleotides long. It is a transcript of the gene CIT3, whose product is annotated as citrate (Si)-synthase CIT3. Gene Ontology annotation, biological process: carbohydrate metabolic process; tricarboxylic acid cycle. Gene Ontology annotation, cellular component: mitochondrial matrix. Bases 1 to 1449 code for a protein of 482 amino acids. Lineage: Eukaryota; Fungi; Ascomycota; Saccharomycetes; Saccharomycetales; Saccharomycetaceae. The record is from RefSeq and is a predicted model, not a curated record. Gene Ontology annotation, molecular function: 2-methylcitrate synthase activity. The transcript has a single exon.